Molecule: messenger RNA, 2550 nt
Organism: Suillus fuscotomentosus
Lineage: Eukaryota; Fungi; Basidiomycota; Agaricomycetes; Boletales; Suillaceae
Exons: 3
Coding region: 1-2550 (849 amino acids)
Source: RefSeq, a predicted model, not a curated record
AUGGAUAGACUCACCAGCUCAGAACUUAUUCACUUGAUUUUGCAGGAAUCUUCACCUGCCAACAGUGACGAGCUCGGCCAUGUAUUAUCGCUAAUUUUCAAGUCCUGUACGACUGAAGUUCCCAAAGCAAAGGAUCUCAAAGUUCUGUUGAAGAAAAUCCACCCUGAUACCAGGAUCAAAGCAUUUCAGCACAUUGAAGAUGAAGCAACCCUCGUACCACUCUAUGACACGCGCGCAUGCCGUUGGAACUGGCCACUCCCAGAGUCACAUUUGGACAAACUCGCUACCAGUGGGGAGAGAAGUAGUAAUCAGGCAGGAGAGAACAGUAGCACGGACCAGGGAGAGAGGGAAGGAGAAAAUAGUGGUGCUACGAAUCAGAGGUCGGGAGAUUGGGUUAUUGUCGAUGACACUGACGCACCCGCUGGGUCUGAGUCACAGGUUGAGAGUGUUGGCCAGCCUGAGGACGACGUAAUGUCAACAAAUGCCAGCUCUGCCAGUAGUGACAAAGCCCCAGUGCUCCAUGAAAUCGACCGCGAUUCUACAAAACCAUGGAUGACCGAACAGGUUUUUGCGUCCUUCAAUAACCUCCUUACCUUUGCCCUCCUCCUGCAGAAGCCUGCACUCGCUCAGAAGCGUAACUUAUCUCGUAUCUGGAGCGCAUCGAACUCCUCAUCUGCAAUACAUGGUGAUGAAAUCGCACACAAACCAGACCUCACCCUACUCGAUGAUAUCGAGGCUAGAUGGGAUACAAUCAAGGCCGUAUGUGAGCUGACUUCAAGUGCCUACUUACCUUCACAUCCCCUUGCCAAAACUCUCGACACCAAGGCUUACCUGCUUCUCAAACACCAACCGUGGAGACGCUUCGCACUGUUGGUCUCCAUUUGCAAUGGGUAUCACGAGCUUCGCGUCCAUCUAUAUGACCACUCGGGCGGAGUUGUCAGCCCUUGCACGCAUAUUGAUCAAGAGCCGGACAAGUACUUACGGAUAUUUUCAUCCAUUGUCUUCGGCAAUCUCGAGUGUAUUGGACUCGACCCCACGAUCACUAUCUUAAGACACACACUUCAUCGCACGCUUCGAUCCCCUGAUUUCCGUGUUGCCAAACCCUCACCUUCUCCUCACCAGACUGCUGAAGUGAUCCCAGAUGCGCUGAUCAUGGAGAGUGAGACCACCGAGAUCGAAGAGAUCGUGAGCGAGCUCCCACAUACCAUAGAGGAUGCAGUGCCCAACCCCGCAGCCAACAUCCCUCCAAACCUGGUUCCCCUCAUAGAUGAAGUCCCUAGCGAUUCUUUGAGUGAACCCCUCCCAGAGCCGAUAGGAAAGAUACAAGUAAAUGAGAAUACGUACAAUAUCCUGGAUCUAAUAUUCUCCACUCAAGGCCUUGUUGGUCGUGGCACAGUGUGCUAUCUGGCGAGGAAGGAUGAGGAAGAGUAUAUCGUCAAGGAUCACUGGGUCCUCGGGAGUAAAUCAGAGGUCCUGAAUGAAAUUCGUAUGAUGGAGAAGAUGGAUGGGAUUCGUGGUGUUCCUCGCCUUGUUGAAUAUUGGCUUGUGGAGAUGGAACCCGGCGAGGUUGACGAAACAGUGAAGUAUCGUCAAAAGGUCCCAUGCAGCAUAAAGGGCACCUCCCGUAUGCAUGUUUGCCUGGUCUUGAAGCCCCGCACGCGACCCUUGUAUGAAUUCCAUUCGCGCGCAGAGUUCUUGACCUCGAUAUUGGAUAUUAUAAAGAUUCAGAAGCAAGCAGUAGAGCAGAACCGGGUUCUUCAUCGUGAUUGUAGUUUGAAUAAUGCAAUGAUUGAAGACGACGGUGAUGGCACCCAUGGGAUGUUGAUAGAUUGGGAGUUUGCUGUAGAAAUUGUACGAGGCAAUCAGGCACAGUACCUUUCAUGUCGCAGUCCCUUCUCUUCCAGCUUUAUGUACCUCCACACACCGGAUCCAUCCGAUGAGCGCUUGGGUACACGCGCCUCAGGAUCAAAACCAUACCCACCCCCCAUGGUCACGCAUGUCUAUCAGGAUGAUCUCGAAUCGAUGUUUUACGUUUUCAUCUGGGUCUGUAUCGAAUUCAGGGACCCUCUCGGCAUGAAGCGUGUUCUCCCUACUAUUCUCCCACAGUAUUCAUUACAGCGCGUUAAAUGGAUAACGCAAGAAUGGUCCGCGUCCACGUACCAAAAGUGCGGGGACAGCAAGACUCAAUUUUUUCAUCAAUCUGAACAUUACACUAAGGAACUCUCCCGACAAUUUGAUCCCUACUUCGAAUCUCUUCUUCCACUCGCGUUAGAGUGGUAUGACCUUGUUAAAAACCCUGAUCGGUUGCUCUUCGACAACGUAAUUGAUCUGCUGGGUAGACACAUUGCUGCACUUCCGAAGGAGGACUCCGCUGGGCUCCUAGUCUCCAAAUGGGUAAUUCUCUCAGCGGCAGGUUCACUCACACCUCCCCAGAACAAUGAGGAAAGUGCGUCACCACCUGUAGAUGAGACGCGACAGAAGCGAGUGGUUGAUCACCGGUGGAUGAUGGAAGCUAUACCCAAGCCGAAGAGGAACAAAACUAGGGAGUAG